Paramisgurnus dabryanus is the source of this 2853-nucleotide messenger RNA. RefSeq names its product kinesin family member 3Cb (gene kif3cb). Lineage: Eukaryota; Metazoa; Chordata; Actinopteri; Cypriniformes; Cobitidae. Gene Ontology annotation, biological process: microtubule-based movement. The record is from RefSeq and is a predicted model, not a curated record. Gene Ontology annotation, molecular function: microtubule motor activity; microtubule binding; ATP binding.
AUCCCGGCGCGCCUGUGAGCGCACUCUGUCUAUUGUCUGUGACGGCGCAGGGUGUGUACAGACAGAUGAGCGGGGAUGAGCGAUGCGCGGUGCCUACGGAGCUCAGUACAUGGCGCGGUAUGUAAUCAUGGAGCAUCACCUUGGGCGUUGGACCAAGAUGUUUUACGCUAGGACAAUUUUCAUAUGAUGAACAUUCAUUUGAUUAAUUUUAAAGCGCAUACACGUCUGCAUAGUAACGUGCGUAUUUCAUGACUGAUCGCUGCGUUGUCAUUUUUCCUCGCGUUUUUAUAUAACAUAACAGAAUAUUUAAGCCUCUCCGGCGUUGCAUAUUACGAUCAGAAAGAUGAUGAGAAACAGCCCGUUGCGAUUACGGACCAUGACGGUGGGGAGAAACACAGAGGCGGUGAAGGUGGUGGUGCGGUGCCGCCCAUUAAACAAGAAAGAAGAAGCGACAAAUCACGAAAGAAUUGUUGAAGUAGAUGUCAGACUGGGACAGGUGAGAGUGCGUAAUCCAAAAUCAUCCGGCACCCUUAUGAAAGCAUUCACGUUUGAUGCUGUGUACGACACUAAUUCAAAACAAGAUGAGCUUUAUAAUUAUGCGUGUAAACCUCUUAUUGACUCCGUUUUGCUUGGCUUUAACGGAACUAUAUUUGCUUAUGGUCAAACUGGCACUGGCAAAACAUAUACAAUGGAAGGUGUGCCCACAGACCCGGAGAAAAGGGGAGUCAUUCCUAAUUCGUUUCUGCAUAUUUUCAACCACAUAUCCAGAUCUCAAAAUCAACAGUAUCUUGUGAGAGUAUCUUAUAUCGAGAUAUAUCAAGAAGAUAUUCGAGAUCUCCUGUGCAAGGAUAACAAUAAAAAACUGGAGCUCAAGGAAAAUUCAGAUUUAGGUGUCUAUGUCAAAGAUCUCUCAUGUGUGGUGACUAAAAACAUUAAGGAAAUUGAACAUGUCAUGAACUUGGGAAACCAGUCGAGGUCUGUUGGAUACACCAAAAUGAACGAGCGUAGUUCAAGAUCGCAUGCGAUUUUUAUAAUCACUAUCGAAUGCAGUGAGAUGGGCGUCGAUGGUGAAGAGCACAUUCGUGUCGGAAAACUGAACAUGGUGGAUCUCGCUGGCAGUGAGCGACAAAGCAAAACAGGAGUGCAGGGACAGAGGUUUAAAGAGGCUACGAAAAUAAACUUGUCUCUUUCUGCCCUCGGAAAUGUUAUCUCGGCCUUGGUGGAUGGGAAGAGUACCCACGUUCCUUACCGGGAUUCUAAACUCACUCGCCUGUUGCAGGACUCCCUUGGAGGGAACUCCAAAACGGUGAUGAUAGCCACAGUUGGACCAUCUCCAUGCCACUAUGAUGAGACUGUUACCACGUUGAGGUACGCUAACAGAGCAAAGAACAUUAAGAACAAGCCAAAGAUAAACGAGGACCCCAAGGAUGCGCUGCUGCGUGAGUUCCAGGAGGAAAUAGCCCGCCUGAAGGCACAGCUCGAGGAACGAGGAAUGCUUGCCAAAGAAAGGAGAAGACGAAGGAGAAACAGUAUGCGGAUGAAGAGAAGUCUGAGUAGUGGGGAGGUGGAGACGGAAAAAGAUGGAGAUGUGGGUAUUGUGGAGACAGUACAAAAAGAAAGUGUUGAGGAAUAUUGGUGGAAGCAGCAGAUGGCCAUAGCCAAUUACAAGCCAGAUUUCAGCAGGAAACUUGGCACGCUGGAUGAGAAAACAAAAACUGUGGAAGAGUUGAUGAAAGAGCAGCAAGCUAUGGAAACCCUUAUUGAAAAGUACAAGGCUAUGGAAAGUAAGCUUCUGGUUGGAGGGAAGACCAUCAUUGAUCACACCAAUGAACAGCAGAGAAUGUUGGAAUUAAAGAGGCAGGAGAUUGCUGAGCAGGAGAGACAGGAGUGGGACAUGCAGCAGCUGAUGUUUGAACAAGAUGAAGAGACAAUCGAACUGAAAGAGACGUUCUCCACUUUACAGCAGGAGGUGGAUUUUAAGACCAAGAAGCUAAGAAAGUUUUACAGUAAGCUGCAGCUUGUGAGGUCUGAGAUUGGGGAUAUUAUCAAUGAACACAUUACAAUGAGACAGGAACUGGAGCAGACAAUGAACGAGCUGACAAGAGAGAUGAAAUUCAAAAAUCUGAUAAUUGAGAAUUUCAUUCCUCCAGAGGAAAAGAACAAGAUCAUGAAUCGUCUUCACUUUGACAGCGAGGAGGACCAGUGGAAAGUCUUACCGCUUCUCCCCUCUGAAAAUAACUCGCCUCUUAUCAGACGAAGGCCAACAUCAGUUAUUGGAUACAAGAGACCAAUUAGUCAGUAUGCACAAGCUGCUGUUGCAACCGGCUCUCCUUCUAGAUACAGGGCUGAGAACAUUAUGCUUCUUGAAUUGGACAUUUCACCACCCACCAUGGUUCCACUGGACCUUCAGCGGUCAGAGAUAAGGACCCAAGACCUGAUACGUGAUUUCGGCCAUUAUAGAAAGAGGACGACUGCGUCACGUGUCAUGAAAGCUCGAUCGUGGUACCAAGGGCCAAGUCAAUCUGCUUCUUCAUCAACCAGCUCUUCGGCCUCUGGGCUUCAAUGCCCUGCAUCUCCAAUGGGAGCUUGCGGGACAACCCACGAACCUUGAUCUUGUACGGUUUAGUAAUCAGGAGAUGAAUUAAGGCAUAGAAAGCACUGUUUAUUAUCCUUUGCUCUUUAAGCUUUAAGCAAGACCAUUCGUCUUUUUAAUCAUGUUGAUUUUUUUAGCAUCAAAGCUUUGGAUUUGCAAUUUUAAGCACAAUUGUGUCCUGUAUACUUGAAAAGGGUAGUGUAUGCUAUUUAAGUUUGUAAUGUCGAUCCUGAACAGAAACAAUAAAGAAAUUAAAUCUC